CGACAGCAUCAGCAUGAAGCGCGUUGCCCCGGCAACAAGCAGCGUCAUGAAGAAGUCUGGCUCCAGCGGAUGCCUGCUACAGCAGCGCUCGUCCUCGACUGAUGGAGCGCCAUCUUGGGGCGUAAAUCCAAACGAAAUGGACGACGUCGUAGAGCUGUUCGUCACGCUACCUGACGGCACAGAGAAGAUGCUUGCUGUGCAGGCGAGCAUGCCGAUGAUGGACUUGCUCAUCCAGGUGGCUGCAGCCAAUCGCCUCUCUCCUGCCGGUUACGUCAUACAGGUUCCCGACCCGGACAGGCCCGGAACCUGCAUACUGUAUAAACCCAACACCAUGGUGGGAUCACUGGGUACAGAUCACGUGUACGUAGCAGCCAAGAACCAGCUGAUGUCCGAGGGGAAGCGAGUCAAUAAUGCCCGCCAGGUGGCGGCUACACCGUUUGAGGUACCAGAAGAAGAUCCAGACUUUCCUCAGAGUCAGCAGACAAGGAAGAUUCAGGGUCCGCCACGAGGGGGCAUAGCAGUGCUGCCGAAGGGCGUCGAACCUAGAGUUCUGAGAAAGGCAACAUCUCUUCCCAACCAUGUUGCUCUCCAGACAUCGGUGCCCGAUAAAAAGAAACGAAAGGCACCGGCUCCCCCGCCACUGACGCAACAACACCCCAUUAUUGAAGAGGUAGGCUACGAGGAGGACAAGAGAGACAGACUGCACUCACGCCAGAGCUCCGGUUCCAGCGGCUACCACGAGAACCUGUCCGCUUCGCCCGACAGUGCUGCCAGCAGCGGCAGAGACUCGAAACUCAGCUUCGAGACGAGCUCAGAAGAGGGCGGCGACUUCUGCGCGCCGCACCAACCCCUUCAUCAGCGGAGAAUCGUGUCCGACUCGGCUCUUCCCAAGUACCAGAAGCGCAAAGCCCCCGCCCCGCCGCCGCUGCCGCACGGGGGCGCGGCGAUCACAGCCGACGACGUCGCCGCAGCAGCAGCAGAGCGUUGGUCGCUGGGGGAGGAUGGCAGUGAGGGGGACACGCAUGGAGGUGCAGCCGAUAAUCUAAGCGAGCCGAGUAUGACGUCACUGCAGACGAUGGAUGAGAUAGAUCAGUCGUUUGAAGACACGAUCGCCGCCGCAGAAGAUGCGCUGAGAAAACAUGAAGCCGAACAGAUAAAGAAGAUGGAAUCGGAAGAAGCUCAGCUAGCGCCACCUAUCGGACAGUUUAAACUGAAGCCGGUGUCGCGACACAGCUCCGCAGAUGAUUCUGUUUUCCCUGAAGCAGGACAACCCCCGCUCGCUGACUCAGAACUACAGAAAGCCUUCCAGAAACUGAAAACCCGCAGCGAAUCCGUCGACGAUGCGACCUCCGGUGACGUCACCGGUGACGACAACAGAUGCACGUCAACGCGCUACGGCUCGCCGCCGACGACCAACGGACCGACGUCCAACAGGGCGCCACCUGUCGGCGAGGAGGCUACGCGGUCGGAGGGCGACAUAGACUGGGUGUACGAGAUACGAGGAGCGACUCCGGUGACGUCACGCGGGUCAGAGCGCGCGCGGGAGAGCGGUGGUACGGGCUGGAAGGAAGAGACGCAGGUUGCGAGCAAGGUAGCGCGCACUGAAGAGCGCGUAGGCAGCAGCAGCAGCAGCCAGGGUCGGGAACACACGCGGGAACACACGCGGGAACACACGGAGGAACACACGGAGGAACACAUGGAAGAACACACGGAGCAACACACGGAGGAACACACGGAGGAACUUCGGAACGUAGGCGGGGAAGAUUCCGAAGAGAAAAGCCAACCGCGCGUGUUCAGAACCGUCCUCACCUUUGGCGACAAAAACUCUGCACCGGCCACCAGGGGCGCUGCUACAAAGGACGCCGCCACCAGGGGCGCUGCUAGCACAGCAGAGACUGAAGCCGACCGAUCGACGACAUACACGAGAGAGGCUCGCGAUACCACCACCAGGGGCACUGGCAUCUCAGCGGACCCGGAAGCAGACAGGUCGAUGACGUACUUGAGCGACGUGAAACAAGUGGCGCCCGAAUCACCCGUUCCUUACUACUUCGCCGGAAACGCCAGCGAGCCGGCCGCAGCCGUUGCCACUAGCAACGAUAUUCAGCAGACGCCUGCGGGCACGUGCGUGCGUGUCGUGUCCUACUCAGAGGCGUACAUGAAGGUGACCGUUAACAGCGACGACACGAUAUCGACGGUAGAGGGCUCUGUGCGCGGCAUCCGUGGCGGCGUGCGCACGCGCUGUAGCGAGCUGGCCGUCGACGACAACGGAAGGCCGUUUAGAAGGCAGCUGGUGGGAGACAUGGAGGCAAUAACGGAGACCGAGCCCGAGCCCGCGCCAGCCAGCCAGGCACCCGCAAUGCAAGCUUCCUCUGUCACACAAGGACCCUCCCUCACUCAGGGACCCUCCCUCACUCAAGCUCCCUCUGUCACUCAGGGUCGCUCGGGCGUCGGCGACCAGCCGUCGAAGGGAGGCAGAGAGACGGCUGGCUGGAGAUCCACGGAAGCCGGAAAACAGGAGAGAAGCCAUCGACCUAAGGUCGUGAAGCUGACCGAGCCAGAGGAGCCGGUUGCUAGGGGCAACCGGGCGUCCACGGACAUGCCGCUGCUGCGUAAGAUGAGUAUGAGGAAACCCGGGCAGGUGUCACCGACGGAGCCGCCGCCCUCCGACUCGUGUGAGUCAUCCUCCACGGUAGCAGCCGAGAUGGGAGCAACCAGUAGUGCAGCAGCCAAGAUGCCAGCUUUCCCUGUUGCAGCCGAGAUCCCAGCGUAUAGCGGUGCAGCCAACAUCCCAGCUUCCCGUGGUGCAGCCAAGAUUCCAUCAUUUAGCAGUGCAGCCAAGAUUCCAGAAUUCAGCAGUGCAGCCGAGAUUCCAGCAUUCAGCAGUGCAGCAGAAAUGCCAGCAACUCGCGGUGCAGCCGAGAUGGGAGAGUCCAGCAAUGCGGUGUUGUCAGGAGACGCCCAUGAGAGGUAUUCUCUUAUACAGAGUCAGUUCGCUGAGCUUCAGAGGAGACUGCAGCGUGGCAGCUCGCACCCGGACGAGCAGCUGCUGCUACUGGAGGAACUGCAGCGUUUGAUGGCCCUCAACCAGCAGUUCAUACAGCAGCAGUCUCUCACCACAGCGCAGCCUUCCGCUGCUGCUGCUGCUGCCAGCACCCAGCUUGCUAUUCCCGCUCCUCCUCCCGUUCCCCUGUCGUCACUGACCACUGCCCUUCCGACCAGUCGUGUGAUUUCAACCACUCACUCGUCGUUGACCGCUCGCGCUCCGCUCACCGUGAAGCUACUGACAGUUGACGGCCCUCACGCGGCCCGUCCGCCUACAGGCUAUGAUGCUCCCGCAACGUCCGCUCUGUCGUCGGCGACGUCGUCCUCCCAGCCGCUGCUGCUAGAGUGUCCGCGUGGGGGCGCUGCAGACGGUCCGGCGAUGCAUAGAGGGAGCCAGUACGGCGCGUGGUCGCAGAGCAGAGAGACACGCCAGCCAGGUGGCGCUCCCAUCGCCCCGCCGCCGCCGCCAGCGGCGCCAUUGUUGCUGGACGACGUCCGCGCCGGACUGCGUUCGAUCGCUCGCAGUGCGCCGCCUGGUGGCGAGAACAAACCGCUUUCCGGAGAAGAUUCGAAAGCGGGUCUGUUGUCGGAGAUUAUGAUGCACGGGGGAAGGACGUCCUUGAAGAAGGUGCCACCAACUCGCAAGAUGUGGAAAGAUGGCGGCCGGAUGUAACUCCGCUGCCGCGAGAUGGCGCUCUACGCAGAAGCUGAUGAGACAGCGUUGUCGCGUGAAGAUGUGAGGAUGUGUGAGGCAACAAAUCUUCGUCCGCCAGAUGGCGUGAAAUCACGCGGUGGCGCGUGAGGACGACAGCAACACGCCGUGAGGAGAACAACACGCUGUGUUUGAGCAACGGGUGUUGAUUAUUAGCCGAGGAUUCAAAGAUGCUGAUGUUACGGGGUCCUGAAUUCGCCCGUACAGCAGAGCAGCGGCGAUCUACUGAUGUAUCGAUUCACCGGAAGAAAUCGGAUUCAUCGAAAAGUCCGGAUCAAACCGGAUCCCCCUCAUCUUGCGCAGCCCGUCUCUCGUAACGUAUCAUGGCGCAUGCGCAAGUAGCGCCAUCAUGAGCGGGGUAGUAUGCACGUCAUAAUAUUAUAAAUGACGUACGCAGUCCGCCUUUCGAAGUCGACGCAAAUUAAACGUAAGAGAAUGGCAAGCGACUGCUUCCUCGCCCUGUAAUCUUAUAUCUUAGAGGCUUCAUUACGUUAUGUACGAUGGCAGCAAAAUGGGGAGCGUAAUUCUAACUCAGAUAAUCUUAUAUAUAUAUAUAUAUAUAUAUAUAUAUAUAUAUAUAUAUAUGCCGUCUGAAACUUGCCUCAAGAAUUCCUAUAUUGUGGUUUAUGCGUUACAACACAGAUCGAAUACACUGUAUUAUAUGUCAACGCGCAUUCCUUCGUGUAUUAACUGGAAUGUGCUGUUGUUAUUUAUACACACUACAAUAACUAGCAAGUUUAUCGCACACGAGAAACCUAGUGGGGUUUUACUCGCCGAAUAACGGCUUAUGUAGAAUAUCAGGUGUAACAUGUAAGCUUAUUGUCUAUAAACAACGAAAGCUCUUUUAUCGUUCACAUAUUCUCGUAGCGUAGAGUCUUUUUAUCUAAAGUUUCUCGACUUCUUUCCUCACUGGGUAUCCAGGUAUAUUUAGAUGGCUAUAUUUCGCGUAAACACGCGCAUGUACACACGUGUGCGCGUGUGCGCGUGUGCGCGUGUGCGCGUGUGUUAAUUGAAAUGUACAUAAUGUCUUGAUUAUGUUGGCAUUGCGUUCUAUUUGCGUUUCUGAGCGCGUAUCUAGCAGUUAUGCAACUGAAUGCAAUUUAUACGCUCCAUGGCAUUAUUUAUUGUCACAGAAUACUCUACUAACGGCAGUACGUUUAGCAUGUGGCCACGCGUGCAUGAUAACAUAGUAUACAUCUCGUCUGCUCGUGCCUAGUAUUAUAUAUAUAUAUGUAUAUAUAUAUGUAUAUAUAUAUAUAUGUAUAUAUAUAUGUAUAUAUAUAUGCACAAACACCGUGGUUUUUUGUAUCUAAACUUGUUAAUGGGGCUCAAUUAGCGAUGGAUGAAAUGAAAUCAUGUAUUGUUACAAAUAACAAACAAUAAUAAUUUAGUAAUAAAAACUGACUGAGAAAAAA
This is a messenger RNA of Priapulus caudatus, 5169 nucleotides long. RefSeq lists its product as uncharacterized. The record is from RefSeq and is a predicted model, not a curated record. NCBI's taxonomy places the organism in Eukaryota, Metazoa, Priapulida, Priapulimorpha, Priapulimorphida, Priapulidae. Gene Ontology annotation, molecular function: actin monomer binding.